Molecule: messenger RNA, 4189 nt
Organism: Pseudoliparis swirei
Lineage: Eukaryota; Metazoa; Chordata; Actinopteri; Perciformes; Liparidae
Product: cell surface glycoprotein MUC18-like
Biological process (GO): angiogenesis
Cellular component (GO): plasma membrane
Source: RefSeq, a predicted model, not a curated record
CAACUUCUCGUCGACACACCACUUCAGAUUAUUUCAGGCUGGAUACGACAAGCAGCUUUUACAAGAACAUGGCUCUCCUGUGCAGAACAUUCGCAACCUUGUUUCUUCACCUCUGCCUCCUCAACUGGACCGCGUGGGCCAAGGUAGAGCUGACUAUGCAUAAGGCUGUUGAGGUGUACCUGGGUGAGUCGGCUCAGAUCCCCUGCCAGUACAACUUCACUGAUGCCGACAACGAGCCCGGCUUUGUCAUGAUCCAAUGGUUUGUGACAGCUGCAGGGAACAGCGCACGGAAACGGAUCUUCUACGGCGAUGGCAGUCAGCAGAUAGUAGACAAUAACACAGACUACAGCGGUCGCAUCGAGGUGACCCCAGACCAGCAGGUUACUCGACUCACCAUCAAUGAUGUCCAGCUCCAUGAUGAGAGAGAAUUCUUCUGCCAGGUUAAUGGGCUGGCUGCCGGGAACGCUGAGGGAAAGACCCACCUCAGAGUGUUUGCUCCUCCAGAGGCUCCAGUGAUCGAGGGUGUCCUGACUGGAAUAUCCAUGACCAACGAGGGUCCAUCUAAGGUUGCUUCAUGUGAGGUUCGCAACGGCUUCCCUAAACCCAACAUCACAUGGUACAAGAACGCCACGCCACUGGUGUCUGCUCCAGGACAUGUAAACGUGUUGAUCCUGGUAACCCAGCAGUCAAGUAGCUUAUUCUCCGUUCAGAGCACACUGGAGUACAAGGUGGUUAAGGAAGACAAGGAUUCCCUUUUCUCCUGUGAGGUCAUUUUUGUCCCUGGAGCCAUCAGGACAGUAGAGUCCAACAGCAUCAACAUCACUGUCCACUACCCCACCACCAUGGUGGAGCUGUGGAAGGAGUCGCCCCAGGGCUUGGUCAAAGAGGGGGAUACUGUGGGGCUGCGUUGCCAGGGGGAUGGCAACCCCCCGCCGUCCUUCAUUUUCAACAGAGAACAAGAGCUGGAUGUGGACUUGGAGAGCAACAAGGCUGAUGUGUUGAUGCUGUCACCUGUGUCACGAAAAGACAGUGGCAUCUACCAGUGUCGCCCUCUGGACACCGACGACUCCUCCGAAGUCAAAGGAGAAAUGCAGCUCACUGUGCACUAUUUGGACCCAGCUGUGGUGGUACCUAAAGACUCAGAGCUCAUGCUCAAAGGAGAGGAUCUGACUGCAACCUGCAACGCUCUGUCUUCACUGAAAACAGCCACUGUCUGGUAUAAGAAUGGGAAGCAGGUGGGUAAGGGGAACACAUUGCAUCUGAAGGAUGCCACCUAUGAUGCAACAGGAGAGUACAUAUGUGAGGUGACCGUUCCCUCUCUGCCCGCCCUGCACACCAGCGGCUCCGUUCACAUCAUCGUCCAAGGUGGUCCCCAGUUGGUGGGAGUGGAGCAGGAGGUGCGGUUGGAGGAGGCAACAGGCAGGAUGGUGAACCUUAGCUGUGAAGCUCAAGGCCAUCCGCUGCCCAGCAUCUCCUGGAACAUAAUCGGCAGCCAGAACUGGAACGAGGUGGUGAGCAAGGCAAACGAGCACAUGACUCGCAGCGUGGUGUCAGUCAAAGUCACCUCAGAUAUCAGCGCUUCGUGCAACGCUUCCAACGACAUGGGGACGGAGAUCAAGGCGUUCAUCAUCAAAGCCAUUCCCAGAGUUACUUCAGCUGCUCCCUUCUCUCCUGCUGAGGGCAGCGGGGUGAUCAUAGUGGUAAUCAUUCUGGGUCUGCUGCUGCUCGCCAUCCUCGGCAGCAUUCUCUACUUUCUGCAUAAGAAGGGGAAGAUCCCCUGUGGUCGCUCGGGGAAACAGGAAAUCACCAAAGAGAAGACCACCAAAGAUGACAUUGUUGUGGAGAUGAAGACCAACACAAAGAAUGAAGAAGCUGUCCUCCUGAAGGCUGUCAAUGGAGACAACAAGGGCCCUAACGGCCAGUAAAGUCCCCGAUGGUUCAGCAGUGAUGUUGUGCAGCAGGAGGCAGCACACGUGAAGCCAGCAGUCAGUGUGUGUGUGUGUGUGUGUGUGUGUUUGUUUGAUGCACCCACUGAUCUGGGACCUGCAGGGUGACGCCACCUCAGAGUCCGGACAUUCCCCCCCCCAUCAUGCUUUUUAUUCUCAACAGUAUUCUGUAGAUUUAAACACACACACACACACACACACACACACACACACACACGUACACAUGUGUAUUUCUUUUUGAAUGUAUGUUUGCUGACAUUCAUUUGUUUUGUACUAUUUCCUCAAACUGUGUUCAGCUGUUGUUCAGCGUGUUUGUGCGAUGGUGUCUCCCCCUUUUUUUAUGAAAGUGUAUAUAUUAUAUAUAUUUUGUUAUUUAAGAUAUUUUGGCACUCAGAUUAUCAUUUCACGUUAGCCUCUGGGUCAUGUGCACGUUAAUCCGUGUUCACGGAGUCCAGGUGAGUUUGAGGACGGGACAUGAUGUCAGAGGCCAAACACCAGCUGCUCUUUGCUGUCACAUUGAGGGAAGGCUCGCCGGUGUGUUCGCUUCACUUUGUUUUAUGAUUGGGACCAAUAUGUCGAGAAAGUAAUGUUGACGUUUACCAAAACAUGACAAAUACUGAGGUGUUUUUCUUUUGAAACGCAGGAUAAUACUCACAUCAUCGAUAAAAACUGUCAAUCGAACACACUCGCAGCCUUCCUUUGCAAACCGCUGUGAAUCACUUGUACUGUUUGUAAAUACAUGGUAGUGUACAGACCUGCUAGGGGUGACUUUGGGCUGUAAUUGAUGGUGAAAAGGUCAAAGGUUAGAGAUCUGAUGUGCCUGUUUUUGAGAAUCAUCAUACACUGAGUUUGUUGUGAUUUUUGGUUUGCUCUGUGUGUUUUCUGAGUUUUUUCCACUGAGAGCUUGUUGGGUCUGGAGAAGUGUUCCAGUGUUUGUAUGUUUACUCCGGAUGACACACACAGGACCGGCUGCACGCUGUUCAGUCUUUAACCUUCCAGGCAGCCGUACUUUCCCCUUUUGUUUUUGUACGGUUUCAGACACUUAAAACUCGCUUUGCUUCGAUAAUCCCUCACAAAGAACAUUUAGUUGGAUUCCAUCCAUGGAUACGUUUGUUCUGAAUUAUUCACGAAACUACAUCAUGAAUCUUUAACGACAGUAAAAGUCGACGUGGCGGAUUACUGAAGUCAUUCAGUAAGUUUUAAAGGUGUUAUUUAAAUGUGAACUGAAUGUGAAGCUGUGGAAGGUCGCGACAUCUCUCUCUCCCCAGUUUGCCAUGUUUUAUCAUGACAUUCAAAAAAAUAAGUUGUUUAUUAUCGCGUAUUGUCGUUUUGAAGGCAUUUCCAGAAUUCCAUCAGACUCUUCGAAACCAAGAUCAACAAAAAAACUCAAUUUUUACCAUAUUUUUCAUCUUCUGUGUUUUUGGUCCCGUUGUCUCUACACAAAAACAACCAUCUUCUCAACAUAUAAGUUCAAACUAAGCAUCACAAUUGCCGGAGGGUUUUUUUGGAGGAAAAAGAGUGUAUCUUGGAAAGAAUGGUGACAAAAUGUAUCCAUUAUGUCCAGAUGGCCUGUUUUAGCCAGAGGGGGGGAGGGGGAGGAGUCUUUGACAAUUCUUGAAAUACUUUCUGAGCAGCAGUCAGUGUUUUUAAAGAUUUAUUAUUCAGCCAAAUGGAUAUUUGAAUGCCAUGAUAACAGAGGAGAGGCACAGACUGCAGGAAAAGGAUCUGCCUGAUUGAUCGUGAAUCCGCUGAAACAUGCAACACUGGUCUGCGUCUCCAGGGGCCCGUGUUGUAAAUAUGAUGUACUGGUUGCUCACUGUGUAGGAUUUUGUGAAAAGAGACAUUUUGCCCAGAUGACUUGCAACGUUAACAAAGUAAUGAUGUUUUCUGUUUUCUCCACUGAGUCGAGGUGUUAAAGUUGAAGAAAAUCGUCUGGGUUCAGGAAGUCCUCAGGCAAGAAGUGUGUUCCUCAUGUGCAGUGCGAUGCCGUAGUCAUGGUUUCGAGGCCACAAGCCGUCACAUUCGUGAUUAGACGCUUCAAUCUGCACCUCGUCUUUAAAUAAAAAAAUGUUUUAGCUAUUUUUCAACACAUUUGAAACUGAAUAUUGCGAUUGUUUUUUUCUUUGUUUUCCUAAAUGUGUGUAAAUUAAGUAUUGUACAUGUGAUUCUUUAAUGCUUGCGUUUAAAAAAAAUAUUUUUCGAAAGAAAAUAAUGCCAAAUAAAAAGGUUUCAUUUAAAAGAGA